UGACGUAGGGCUCACGCUGCGAAAACACCGACAGGCUCUUGUGAACGUCUCGUAAAACAGAAUAUAUCUCCACUCAAGUGAAAGUUGUUCUAACUGUGUUUACUACGAAACUAAUGCCCAUCACGGCACUAGUUUGGUAUUUGACAAGCAACACAUAUUCAUCCGCUUCUACAUGAGUGUCAAGAGCACAGCAGUACCCGGAUGGACUGUCAUGGCCGCCGUCGCUGUGGUUCCACAGAGAGGAGAGAAGGAAGGCAAAUGUUUCUGCUGUGUGGUUUUUUUCAAGCUUAACCUUCUUUUUAAUAAUGUCGGACGCUGACGGGACACAGCCUGAACUUCCAUCGAGUUCAUAGUACUGUGGCAACACUACAGGCUCCUCUUCUUCAGAAAACAUGCAUUGAUGUUUGAGUUUCUCCUAAAAGAAUACAGAAAUCUGCAGAUUUACAGCUAUGGAAGAAGAUCUCACAAUACCUCAUGAUUCUGCCAAAAACUGCAACAUAUCAGUUAUAGAGGAUGAGAAAGAAAAGGUAAAAGACUUUGUGUAUAAGCAUUUCAGAGAGGUGACAGAUGGGUCACUCUUCAAUAAUUCAGAAGAAUCGCCUAUUAAGGAACAGGGGAGUUCCACCAAGAAAGACAAACAAACCCUCAGUAAAGCCCACUGUAAAAUUCAGCAGGGGGCUGUUUUCUCUGGAAAGAUACUGAGUUUUGGAUGCUCAGUGUGUAGAGAUGAUUCCACAUAUAGCCCCAAUGAUCUCCUUAAACAUUUUCGAGCGGCCCACAAAGGAACCCUUCCUACAUAUCCUUGUGAUCUGUGUGGUUUUGUAACAAAUGAAUUCCCUGCUCUCCAACGCCAUCGGAUUGAGCACAGGAAUACUCUUGUCACAUGUGAGCUUUGUGACGAUGAUGUUCAGUACUCUCUGCUUUUGCUUACCAGACACUACAUCAUGUGUCACAGUCUAAAUGGACAGUUUCACUGUGACUGGUGCGAGUUUACAACUGUGGAUGCAGGGACAUUCGUCCAACACAUACAUCAUCAUAAUGAAAGUCCCUGGAAGUGUUCAAAAUGCAGACAUAUUAGCAUGAACGAAGAGGAUCACCAAAGGCAUAUGAAAGCUCACAUGGGUACAUUCCCUUUCACUUGUCAGAUCUGUGGAUAUGGUGCAGCAAGGAGUGACUACCUAAAAAAACACAUGGCAGCUGUUCACAAGGAGGAAACUGAGAGAAGGAAUGUGUGGAAGGCUAUAGAAGACAGUGGCACUCCCACAAAUUCAUCUACGAGUGUAAAAUUUUUGCUAAAAAAGAGUGGUGAAUCACAGGAUGUUCAACGGAUAUCAAAACUGAGCUGUCUCUCUGGGAGUUUACCAAACCAAAAUGGCAGGCUAAUCAAACCAGAGUUAUCCUUGGAGGAGACCCACCACUUUAUUGACGGGCCUGUAGCAAAAAAGGACAACAAAAGUUGGAGCAAAGGUUCUCAUAACACAGAGCAGUCAAUGCCAGUAGUGUUACAGGAAUGUGACAACUCUACAAGCUCUGAUACUGCAAAUCACACCAACCCUAAUGGACUGACUGUUCUAAUGGUCAAGAACAAAAUCUCCCUUCCCCCCAACUGUACAACCAAAGUGAUGGGAUUUAAGAUGGUUGAUGGCAAAAAACAUUUAGUUCUCAAAGUAAUACCAACAGCAAAGCAAGACUUGUCCACUGAGAACCAUUCCUCAGUUGAAGACGUGGGAUCCUCAGCACCAGAUUCUGUGUUGGAUAAAGGUAAAGUUUCUGUUGAGAAUGGGGAAUGCUCUGAUAGUAGGAGCUCAACAUCACAGUGCUUUGCUGUUUCACCAAGAAGUGGAUCUUGCAUACAGACAGAUCAAGAUGAUAUUAUGGCAGUAAAAGUGAAGAUUGAGGAGGAAGAAACCUCUGUUUGCAACCUUGAUUCCACUCCACAUCGAGAUUAUGUUGGGGAACAAACUAAUUCUUCACUAAAUAGAUCUUCAGCUUGUGCAGAUACGUUAUAUCCAAUGACAAAUGAGUUUGAUCAUGUGGGUGACCAAAGUCACCUAAGCCAAACAGCCUGCUCAGAAAGAAGUCAGUUUGAUACUAACUUAAUUUCUGUAACAUUUAACACUGAUGCAACUGGCCAUAUUGGUUAUAAAAUUAGUAAUACUUCAACAGUAUGUGCUGAGAAGGUCACUGGUUUAUCUUCACCUUCCAAAGUUGCUCAGGAAAAACUUCUCUCCAAACCAGUCAGCAAAAAAACUGUUGAGAACUGUGGGGCUGCAGAUGAGAUAUCAAUGAAUGACGCAGGGGCAGAAGAAGUCACUGACAAACACGAAGGGAACUUGUCUUUUAACACUAUAGAAAGUGAUGACCUAUCUUCUCAAAGCACUCCAGAAAAGCCUGAUAGCGUCAGAACUCAGAUUAAACAGAAAAACGGCCAGCAAAAUGGUAGAAAGCUAUUGACAAAUCCAGUUCCUCCUUCAGAGUCAUCCUCACCCACUUCAGAUACCCACAGAGAAAGUGCUAUGGGCUUAGAAAACUGCACCCAGCAUUCACCAAGCCAAGAAGUUUUUGCAUUUCACAAUUAUUCCAAGGAAACAUUCAGCACUUCACCUAACACUACCCAAAACUUUGACAAUAUGUCCGAACUUUCAGCAGACAAAGAUAGUAUUUGUGAAUCAUCACAGUUUAGCUUGACAUUGGCAGAGUCUCCAGAGCCAUUGACAGAAAGUGACAAUGGCGAUGACUCAAUUCAAGAAAAUUAUUGGGAGGCCAUGAAGAAAUCAUCAGAUAGUGACACUGCAGUUGAUGAGUGCACAGCUAGUGUUGAUGAUCCUCCGACUGAGGAUGAAAACCCUGAGUCAGUGCUCCAAGACUUUAAUAUUAUCAAAAUUGAGGAGGAGAGCAUUCCUAUAUCCAAAAAACAGUCCGAGACAAAGAGUAGUUCAACUUCCUUGGGCAGUUUUGUGGAAGAACAUUCAGAUGCAAUCAUUACCCAACAGCUUAAUAAGGAAAGAAUAGAGUCUUCAAGUGCAAGCAAUGAUUCCUCAAAACAAACAAAAACGACUCUACGAAUUCUUCAAUUGCCAGAGGGUAAGCAGCCAGUACUCCUGAGGACUACUGAGAAUCGAUUUGCCAUGCCAGUGCAGGUCAAAGCCACUCCAGGUUUCAAACUGAUAACCAAUACUGCAAAUCCUCAGAUCAAUGUAUCUUACAUGAAGCCAGGGUUAGAAAGAUCAACUAACCCUACUGGUGUAACUCUUACUCCAAACAACAAGAGGACAGGUGUAUCAGCACCAAAGCCAGGAGCUACUGAAAAAGGGACAACACUUCUCUCCGCUGUUCAACCAGGUGUUGGCACCACCUCAAAUCACUACCUUAUCAACAGUCCAGGUUUGAAGGGUCCUGUGCUCCUUUCAAGCGCACCACAUAAUAAUCCUACAGACAAAACAGCAAAGGCACAGCCAACUUGCUACUUGGUACAGAGGUCUCUUCCAUUUGUUCAGGCCCCAAGUACUCCUGGCCUCAGACUGGCAAGUACACAACUCCCACUGAAUUCACGGCCAGUUCUAGCCAUGCCUAUGAGCUCUACAGACAAACCCAGCACUCUGCAGACUGGUCGCCAAGCAUUCUUGCUCCGGUAUAUUUCUCCGCCCAAAUCAGGCUUACUGCUGAACAACCAAGAAUCAAAGACUGGAACUCAGUGUAGCCCAACCAAUGAAAGUACUGGAAACAAAGUUAUAUUUAAAAUUGUCACUUCUACUGGCAGCCUUCUUACAAGUGGUGCUCCCACCUCAAGCAGUCAACCUUUGUUUUUGGCCACCAGACCUCAGACCCAGUGUUUUCUGGUGUCAUCAAACAAAACUAAUGCAAAUGUCUCCAAUAGAGUAAAGAAACUGAUCACCAUACAAAAUACUGCACAGAAGGAUGUUAAAGAAUCCUGCAUUUCACCCUCACAGAUGUCUGUAAAGGUACAACCGUGUGAAGCAGAGAAACCUAUUCUAGCCCCAAGGCCAAUUCGGCCUCCAAGCCAAAGGAAAAGGCGCAGGAAAACAUUAUUUGAUGAGCUUCCAGCAACAGUGCAUAAAGCUAGAAGACUCUCAAAUAAAGUACUGACUGAGAAAGAGACUACUGUGUUAUGGAAGCCUGUAGCCAAAGAAGUUGAAAGGACUCUGAGACUUGCUCCAUUCAGUUCUCUACAGCAGAUCAAAUGUCCUCGUAGAUACCAACCUGUAGUGGUGCUCAAUCAUCCAGAUGCUGACAUUCCUGAAGUGGCCAAUAUCAUGAAGGUAGUUAACAGGUAUAAAGGUGCUGUUACUAAGGUCUCUCUGUCUCAGAAAACAAUCCAAGCGCUCUCAGAGCUUGGUGCUCUAGGGAAGAAGUCCUCGACCAAAGGUGCAUUGUUGCAAAGCGAUGAUCCAAGACCUCGGGCAGUUCAGAGUUCUGUCCGAGAGCGAUUCCUCCUGAAACUGAAGUUGAGGAAAAAAAGCAAAAAAAAGUACGAGGUUGUGGAAACUUUAUCAGGUUGUAGACAAGAACCUGUGGUGUUUGACUGCUGGUUUUGUGGGCGACUCUUCAACAGUCAAGAAGAUUGGAUUGGCCAUGGCCAGCGACAUCUUAUGGAGGCGACUAGAGACUGGAAUAAAUUGUUCUGAAAGUUUUCCAUCAACUAUAAAUGGGUUGAUAUUCUGUCCUUUUGAGGUGGAACAAAUGGUUGAAGUUGUAUAUUUUUUAAUGACCUUCCACUAAACGUUUGUUCAAUUUCUGGUCCUGUAAAUACAUAUUCUUAAGUGAAUCAUAGUUUAUCUUUUCAUAGGUGCAUAUUCUGGUAAAUUAUGUACUGCAAGCAUGAUUUAUAUCAUGCAUGCACAGGUCAAAUUGAACUGUGAAAAUGGUACACUGUAAUUAGGAGAUGUGGUAAGAGCACUGGCUUAAAGAAAGGGGAUAGUAUCAGCAAAGGUUGUAUGCAGAGUUGGUUUAAAUUACUCAGGUGAUUUCAUAUUAAUCUGGUUUGUCUUUUUUCUCAUAAAUUAAAAAAAGUAUAGGCCUAGCUUAAGGGACUUUUGUAUCUUUUAUUAUCCUGCACACAAGGACAGGUAACUGUAUUUGUACAGCUUAACCCUAAAGCUGGUAGAUAAAUUCAAGUGUUUUGCGCUUGUGAUGAGAAAAUGCUCUGGUCCAAAUUAUUCCUUUUUGUAUGUUUUAAUUGAAGAGGAUAACAUUUUACACAAUUCUAUUGUCAGGAUUAGUUUACAGUUUCCUUGUCAGGAUGUUGUCAACUUGUAGCAUGCUUUUGUCCUAACUAGAACAGAUUUUUCACGGUAUUCUCUUUCAUUUGCCAAGUGUUGCAAAUAGACAUUUGGUUUUAUAAAAUCCUUUUUCAAGAAAGAUCGAGUAUCUUUUAAACAGGGAUGCUUCAUGGCUCACUGUCAGUACUUGAGAAAUACAGAUCAGCCCAUUCUACACCCUAUGCAGUUUCCAUGCAAAAAUGUUUUGUUUUGCUUUCAGACUGUAAUUUUAUUUUGUGUCUUUUAAUGUUUGUACAUGAAAGAUGUUGGUGCAGAAUGUUAACAUCAGGAGUGAUGUGAUAUAAAAAUCUGUUAACAGUAAAUGUCACAGUCUGGGGUUGUCAUAGGGCUCUAUAUCCAGACAUCAGUUUUUAGUUUCCCAAGUUAACAAAACAGUUUAAUUAUUUAAAUUAUCAUAUUUCAAUAAUCAAUCAAGAAUUGUGAAACAUUUUACUGUAGAUUCUCAAAUGUAAAUUUUUGAUUGCUGUCAAGCAUCCAGUGAACUCAACACUUCACUCGAACAUUGGUCUCAAGUUGUUUUACUGUUUACAUUUGUACUGUCUUAUUACCAGCCUGUCAGUCAUCUGAAAAGCACUUUGAAUUGCACUAACCUGUAAGAAAGGUGCUAUACAAAUAAAGUUUGAUUUGAGUCAUGUCAUACUCAACAAACUGCUGCUCUAAGGUUCUCCUCUAUAACAGAAACAUUGUUUUCAUGCACAUUUUUCCUCAUUUCCUCUCUUGUCAGUGGAACACACUUCAUUCACAGAUGUUUCUCAUCAAAAGCCUAACAUUGGCUCAAAGGCAUAAUCCUAUUUUUUCCUUGUAUGCUUUUAAUUUGAAACAUCUGCAGGACGUGUAAAGUUUCAUUGACAGUAGCUUAACAGCGAUCAAAAAAAAGUGGAAAAGGAGAAAAAAGAUAAUUUAAACAUUAAAUUUUUUAGAGGAGAAACUGCUAGCACCAGAGUGGUGAGUAUGACAUGAUUGUUUGAAUUCAUCAACAGGAAGUGUUGAGUUUGUGUUAACUGCAAAAAGCACCUUAGAAAAAGCAGAUCAGGAAACAAGGAUGCAUUUUACAAAAAUAUGAUAAAGAAUACUUAUCAAAAGGCCUGUCUCUAUUAUAAGCUGGUUUCAAAUAAAGGUCUGGUUCUCCUGAGGCAGAGGUAAAUAAAGGCCCCAGUAUUUGAGAAUUUUGUUAUUUGGUUUUCUGUCAUAAAAGCAACUGGGCAACCAAUAAUAUCAGGCCCCUUUUCACUGUGCCACCCUUUAUGAAUUAACUUAAUUUGAGCCAGUUGGACCACUACCGCAGCUCUUUGGGAUAUGGAAAGAAAAAUGAAAUGAAAAUGUUUGCCCCUUGAACCUGUGUUACUGCUGCUAGUGCUGGUUACAAUAAGGACAAUGGUAAGACCAGCAGUUUUUGUGUUAGGAGGGGAUGGCUGGAUCACCCCAAAUCUCAUAACAUUUUAUUGAAAGUACAAAAAUUUACACUGCACACGAAUAAAAGAGGGUGUAUAUAAGAAAUGUGAAACAACAUAAAGUUGCUAUAGAACAAAACAAAACUGCACCCAGAGACAAAAGAUAAAAACACAGAAAAGACAUUUUUCAUACCUUAAACUGUUCUUGGUUACAUUUAAAACUAGCUUCUUAAUAUCAAAUAGUUUCAGAGGUGAUUUAAGAGUUACUCUUCUGUUAGUUUUUCAUUCUCUGUAGACAUUUAUGUGUUGUAGGAGCCCUAAACGUAACCCAUGAGUUUGGACUCAGCAUUAACUUUCACCUUUUUUUAUUGCAUUGACGUUGUACUGUAAAAAUGUUCAGUCAUGAACAAAGUCCAGUAUGCUGUACAUACAUUUAUUUUAAUGUUACAUUUGACAUACUUUGUUUUUUUUUUUUUUUUGAUGGACUUUUUUUUUCUGAAAUGGCAACAGGACAUGGACUUUGCAUUUUCAUCAUGGGUUUUAAUGAUUGUAUCACAUGAUGAUUGAAUCGUGGAAAUGAAUGUUUUAUUCCAUUCAAUAUGCAAAAGUGAUUGAACAAUGCAAGCCAUGCUAAUGUUUUUAUACUUUCAGAGUGGUUCUAAAAAGCCAGCCUCCAAUUACUGAAGCUCUGUCCUCUGCAGGAACAUGUCCACUUUCCUGCCGACAUUUGCUAAAUGUACAUUUUAAUUAACAGCUCCCAUCAACAACAGGGCAUUUUAUUUUAUAUUGGUUUCAUUCCCCUGCAUUCUUUUAUCUGAAACUUCUAGAAAUGUGGCAUCAGUUGUAGCUACAUUUCACAAGCUUUUUUUUUUUUAAAAGAAAUAGUUCAUCAACAUUUUUGGGAGGCACACUUUCUUGCUUUAUUUUCUAGAGUGGGAUGAGAAGUUCAAUGUCUGUCAUGUCUGUAUUUUCAGUUCUGAGCUGGAGUCAGGGCGAGGUUAGCCUAGCUUAGCAUAAAAACUGGAAACGGGAAAACAACUAGCCUGGCUCUGUCCAAAGUAAAAAAAAACAAAAAAAAAACACCCAUUAACACCUCUAAAUUUCACUGAUUAAAAUUUAUGUCAUUUGUUUAACCUGUACACAAACAGAAAUGCGAAAAUGACAAUUUUUGGUUUUAGUUGGAAUUAUGUGCUGGAACUAUUUCUUUUUGUUUAUUCAUCCACAAAGCCCUUCUGUGCAGCAUCUCGGGCUAUAUCAGAGAUUGCAUGUUAGAAACUGAACUUUAGUGGUGUUGUAGGUUUAUUUUUUAAAUUUGGACAGAGCCAGGCUAGCUGUUUCCCCUUGCUUCUUGUCUUUAUGCUAAGCUAGGCUAACAAUGGUCAACACAAAGAACAAACUUGAUAUCAAUUCUGUCGUUUCACUCUCAGAACGAAAGCAAAUAAGUGUAUUUCUCAAAAUGUUUAACUGUUUCUUUAAUCAAACCAGCCUAGCUAGCUCCGGAAAGCUAACUUCCCUCUUCUUAAUAAUGUCCUCCAAAGAAAAAAUAAUCUAUUUUGUUCACAUCCCAACCCAGCGAGAAUUUAAAAUCUACCCAAAUUGCUGUACUCUGUUUUAGGAGGGGAAGAAAUAAUCUCAAACUGACAUUCAGCCUGUGAAAUGUCUUAACACCAUAAAGAUCCAUGAACUGUUAUACCUAAUUGUGGUUUAAGAAUUUAAGUUAUCUCCUGUCCUAAAAUAGCCAUGUGUUUUAUAUUUCUCUAUUCAAAUAGUGGUUUUUGUAACCGAAUUCUUCAAAUCAAGGGCUACAAUUUAAAAUAUUGCUUAUAAUUUAAGGUAAAAAUAACUAGAUAUAAAGUGACUUAAGGUUUCUGAUAGUUUUACUUUCACCAUUGCAAUGAUACUAAAAUACUAUUUUGAGGUAUGUUCAGUUUUGUGAUGAUUGGUUUAAACUGAAAAGUGACUCAUCUCUGCAUAAUGAUGAGAAUCUGAUGACAGUAUUGUAGUGAUACGAUUGAUCUAACAGGCCAAUCACAAGGUUGACACAAUUGAGUGUUAAGUGCAUAUUUAAUGCAAUAAUUUAACUAAAACCCACUGUAUUUACUAAUUUGUUGGCCCACCUACUCUCUGAUCAUGUAACUCACUCCCCUCUUAGAGACUGCUUGAACUGAUUACAGCAAAUGGAUGCAAACACCAAAUGAACCCCAGGUCCUCUUUCAGCUGGUUUCUGACUGAUUCACAUGGUUUCAUUUCUAUGAUAGGAAAGUUUGGCAUGAAAACAGCCCUGUUGUUGUUUCCUCCUCUUUUUCUGCUUCUUUACCUCUCUCAGGCCAAAGAACUAUUUGGUUUUAUAAUUAAAAAUUAAUAAGUGCUGAUAGCAUUUCUAACUGUACAAAUGAGUUCUGCACUGUGAUAACUACAAACCACUCAUUCUAUGGGGACACACUACUAGUUCAGCUUAUUUCGUCCAUUGUGUACGCCUGAAAUUAAAAGUGAACAACAGUAAUUAUUCCUUUUUAAUACAUUGACAUCAAUUUUGGUUUAUACACAGACAACUUCUACAGUAUAUCCCUCUGCUGCAUUCCCUUUCAGCUGUUAGGUUGAUGAUUUUCUCCUCUUCCACACAUACUACAUCAAAUGCUGAACUCAUCAUGUACAGUAUACUGUUACUGUCCAGCAGGCUGUUCAGAUCUUUACUGAAUCUUUUUCCUCAUGCUAAGUGCCUCAAACGUCCUUUGGCAGUUUGACAAUGUGUACGGUAUUCUUUUGUGCAACUUAGUGUUUCACUCUCCUCUAAUAAAUGUACAUACCUUAUGGAAA
This is a messenger RNA of Thunnus maccoyii (southern bluefin tuna), 9508 nucleotides long. RefSeq names its product zinc finger protein 518A. Gene Ontology annotation, biological process: regulation of transcription by RNA polymerase II. Gene Ontology annotation, molecular function: DNA-binding transcription factor activity, RNA polymerase II-specific; RNA polymerase II transcription regulatory region sequence-specific DNA binding. The record is from RefSeq and is a predicted model, not a curated record. Gene Ontology annotation, cellular component: nucleus. Bases 450 to 4646 code for a protein of 1398 amino acids. Lineage: Eukaryota; Metazoa; Chordata; Actinopteri; Scombriformes; Scombridae. The transcript has 3 exons.